UCUUGCUUUUCUUCCUUGCUUUUCUCUAGCCCCUAAUUUUUUCAAUUUUCCUUCUUUUCCAUCCAACAUUUUAUUUUUGGGGGAUUAAUUUCUUUUUGGCCCUCCUCUACAUCAAUUUGCAUAUUGCAUCAUUUGUUCAAAAGGUCUAAUUUUUUUUUACCCUCUUCUUGUUUUUUUUUGUCAUGAAUACUUAAUUGUUAAUUACGUUUUGAAGCCUACCAUAUUAAGUUAAUUACCUCCUAAUUGUUAUUGGAGAUUCGUAAUUAAGAUUUAUACCAUCAUUAUCAUUACAGAUAGAGAUUACUUACGUCGAAAUUUCGUGUUUGUUAAUAUAAAAUGGAUCAAGCGGAGCUUAAAAGAGUAUUCCAAAUGUUUGAUCGUAAUGGAGAUGGUAAGAUUACAAAGAAGGAGUUGAAUGACUCGUUACAAAACUUGGGAAUUUACAUCCCAGAUAAGGAACUUACUCAAAUGAUCGAAAAAAUCGACGUGAAUAAAGAUGGGUUUGUUGAUAUGGAAGAGUUUGGAUCAUUGUAUCAAACAAUAAUGGAUGAAAGGGAUGAAGAGGAAGAUAUGAGGGAAGCUUUUAAUGUGUUUGAUCAAAAUGGAGAUGGUUUUAUUACAGUUGAAGAAUUGAGAUCAGUUUUGCAAUCAUUGGGUUUGAAACAAGGAAGAACAAUAGAUGAUUGUAGGAAAAUGAUUAGCAAAGUUGAUGUUGAUGGUGAUGGAAUGGUUAAUUAUAAGGAGUUUAAGCAAAUGAUGAAAGGUGGUGGAUUUGCUGCUUUAGGUGCAUAGAGGAAAUUAACAUAAAAAAAAGACGGACGAAGAAAUGUAUCUCUAUUCUAUAUGGGAAAAAAAGGGGACGCUGAAAUUUAAAAUCCCUAUUAUAUUCGUUAAUAGAGGAGGAAGUAUGAGAAGAGAUAAUAACCCUAGUAAGGUUUGUCAUUUGUAUGAAUUUAUGGAACAAUGUUUUUUUGUCAUUCUUUUAAGACCUAGAUUUCCAAUGAUGAAGUUUUUGUUCACAUUGAAGAAUUGUAGUAAAUGUCUCCAUUUUUUGUUUUGUUGAUUC
Messenger RNA from Beta vulgaris subsp. vulgaris (sugar beet), 1066 nucleotides. RefSeq names its product calmodulin-like protein 3. Gene Ontology annotation, molecular function: calcium ion binding. The record is from RefSeq and is a predicted model, not a curated record. NCBI's taxonomy places the organism in Eukaryota, Viridiplantae, Streptophyta, Magnoliopsida, Caryophyllales, Amaranthaceae. The transcript has a single exon. Bases 337 to 792 code for a protein of 151 amino acids.